This is a messenger RNA of Lethenteron reissneri (Far Eastern brook lamprey), 1054 nucleotides long. RefSeq lists its product as uncharacterized. Lineage: Eukaryota; Metazoa; Chordata; Hyperoartia; Petromyzontiformes; Petromyzontidae. The record is from RefSeq and is a predicted model, not a curated record. Gene Ontology annotation, cellular component: nucleus. Gene Ontology annotation, molecular function: DNA-binding transcription factor activity, RNA polymerase II-specific; protein binding; RNA polymerase II cis-regulatory region sequence-specific DNA binding. Gene Ontology annotation, biological process: regulation of transcription by RNA polymerase II; apoptotic process; protein tetramerization.
UCUCCAAACAAUCGGAAGGCUCCUUCACGCACCACGCAGAAUGCAGCUCAGUCUGUGCAGCAGCUGCGUGAAAGUGGUGCACGACAUGCUGAUGACUUCAAGCAACUGCGGCAGCAAUUGGCCAUCCGACCAAGAAGACAUAUUUCGCCUCCUGGUGCAUGGGAGAGAACAUUUUGAAAUAUUAAAGAAAAUCAAGGAAAACCUGGAGCUGAUCCGAACGCUGCCCACGGAUGCCAAUGUGUUGCGCAACCUGCAGCAACAACAAUACGUGACGGAAUUGCGUGGCAGGCCGUUCAACCUCAGCCGACACGGCAGCGAGUGUUCACAGGAAGUCUUGGCCGGCAGCCAGGGACCCUCCAGUGCCGGCGAAGGUUCCUCACCAGGCGUUGCACAGAAUGUUGUGACGGGUGAAGCAAAUGGAUCCAAUGGUCCCCCACGGCCACCGGACGGAGACAACCCACGGGCCCGGCUUGGAACCCUGCCGGACAGCGGCAAGCCUGGCAACGCUCUUUACAACUUCCUGAAACAAAUAGACUGCUUGGAGUUUUUGGAGAAUUUCACUUCGCGUGGAUUGUCGAGUGUCCAACAGCUGAUGGACGUCACUCUGCAGGACUUGGAUGAACUGGGAGUCCCAGAAGCCAAAAAGCGACUGCUAUUGAGUGGAAUCGAAGAGCAUGGCGUGUCCACCACGAUCUCCAGCGAGACGACACUGCAGCGCUCGUCCAGUGAAGAGACAGUCCACCUCAGCUCCGAGGACGACGACGAUGACGGCAUCGACACCAAGGACGGCAUCCUUGCCAAAGUGUUCCCAGCGCUGCGGCCCUCUGGCAGGAAUCUGUCCUCUGUCGGCAAUCGGUAUCGCAAAAGCAGCAUUGCCAAAUACAAUUUGCGAGCGUACGCUCGCCAAGCCGUUGCCCUUCCUCGUGCUGGCAGCUGGGGAGGCAGUAGCAGCCUGGAGGUGCCCAGGAGCAAGAUGCCAAAUUCUCUUCAUGCUCUGACAUCGAAGAAGAAGAGGGGCUGGAGUGAGGAGAGGAGGGGGCCCCUCUCCUCCUAG